Molecule: messenger RNA, 2572 nt
Organism: Argiope bruennichi
Lineage: Eukaryota; Metazoa; Arthropoda; Arachnida; Araneae; Araneidae
Gene: Prp39
Product: pre-mRNA-processing factor 39-like
Exons: 16
Coding region: 109-2034 (641 amino acids)
Biological process (GO): mRNA 5'-splice site recognition; RNA processing
Cellular component (GO): commitment complex; U2-type prespliceosome; U1 snRNP
Molecular function (GO): protein binding
Source: RefSeq, a predicted model, not a curated record
UCCAUACUAAACUUUAACUUCAACUUAGCCGGUUUUGUAACUUUGUGUAAAACGUUCCGUGUUAAUUAGUUGGAAAUCUUGGAAUAAGAGUAUAACUCUGAGGAAAUAAUGGAAGAAGAACGUAGCAAGAAAAAAGCAGAAUCCGAAACCAACAAAACUUCUGAACUUGAAAAAUAUUGGCAAGUUGUAAAAGAUAAUCCAUCUGAUUUUGGUGGAUGGACAUAUUUGUUGCAUUAUGUGGAACAAGAGAAUAAUAUUGAAGCGGCAAGGAAGGCAUUUAAUACAUUUUUCAAACAUUAUCCAUAUUGUUAUGGAUACUGGAAAAAAUUUGCUGACAUGGAAAAAAAUUUAAACAAUUUCGAAGCUGCCGAGAAAAUCUUUGAAGAGGGUACUAAAGCAAUACCACUCAGUGUAGACUUAUGGAUACAUUAUAUUAAUUUUUAUAAAAGUCAGCAAAGUGAUUCAGAAGAUGCUUAUGAAAAAAUAAAAGCGUUAUUUAAAAGAGCUCUAGCGGCAGCUGGGAGAGAAUUCCGUUCUGACAGGUUGUGGGACUUGUAUGUAAAUUGGGAGGAAGAGAACAAAAAUUUAAAAGAAGUCACUGCAGCUUAUGAUGAACUUUUAACUAUUCCUACACAGCUAUACAGUCACCAUUUUGAGAAGUUUCGAAAACAUGUGAAAAAAAAUCACCCAAGGGAAAUUCUAUCCACUGAUGAAUUCUUAGAAUUGUGGCAAAAUGUUGUUAAUACUCUUAAACAUGAUGUUGUAUUGGAUGAAGAUGAUGAUGAUGAUAAGCUUACAGACAAGAAUUCAGAUGCCUCUCCUCCUGGAAUGGAAACAGAUGAUGCACCUCCUGGUUUGGAGCCUGAUGGCACUAAUAUUGAAAAAAAUAUGAUGACUACUGAAGAAAUUGAACUGAUGAAGAAAAAAAUAGUAGAGAAGAGAAAAAUCUUACAUGAGAAAAAUGAAAUAGAAGUGGGAAAACGCUGGUCUUUUGAAGAGGCGAUCAAGAGGCCUUAUUUUCAUGUGAAAACGUUAGAGAGAGCUCAACUGAAAAAUUGGAAAGAUUAUUUAGAUUAUGAAAUAGAAAAUGGAAGUCAUGAAAGCACAGUUAUACUGUUUGAGAGAUGUAUGAUAGCUUGUGCUUUAUAUGAAGACAUGUGGUUGAAGUAUGCUAAGUAUAUGGAAGAACGACAACCAGAAGGUGCAAGUGAGGUCUAUGAGAGAGCAUGUAAAAUUCAUUUACCAAGAAAGCCUAGUAUUCAUUUUUCUUGGGCAGCAUUUGAAGAGAAGAGAGGCAAUAUUGAUAAAGCUGCUCAAAUAUUAGAUGAAUUAGGUGAAUCAAUAAAGGAUAUGCUGGAAAUAACUAUAAGAAAAAUUAAUUUGGAAAGGCGGCGGGGCAACACUGAUAAAGUAGAUGAGUUGUAUUUAAAAUGCAUUGCUGAUGCAAAAACUGCUCAGAUGUCCUCUCAUUUUGCUACUAAAUAUGCAAGAUAUUUGUACAAGGUUAGGCGUGAUUUUGUGAAAGCAAAUGAGAUCUUGACAAAUGCUUUGAAAAAUGAUCCAAGUAAUCCAUAUAUCUUAUUGCAACUUAUUGAUGUGGGCUUUCAACAAGAUCCAAUGGACCAGUCUGCUAUACUUGAAGCUUUUGAUAUGGCUUUAUCUAGUGAUAUGAAUAACGAUCAAAAAUUGCUUUUCUCCCAAAGGAAAUUGGAAUUCCUUGAAGAUUUCUCAUCAGAUCCUCAAAGAAUUCAAGAGGCCUAUGAAGAAUAUGCAAAAAUGUACAAAUCCCAUUUUUCUUCCAGAAAAAGAUCUGCAGAAGAUGGAGAGGACGGUAAGGAGAAGAAAUCGAAAACAGAAGUAAAUGGCUCUGCUGUCGCAGCAACGACAGCUGGUACUACUGCUAGUGUGGUUGCUGCAGAUGCUGCUUCAUAUCAAUAUCCUCAUUCUGCAUGGGCAAAUUAUGCCCAGAAUUCGUACAAUUAUCAACAAGCAUGGACGCCUUAUGCUGCAACAAAUUAUUAUUCUUCUCAUUAAUACAAAUGGAUUGCCUGUUUAGAAACAUUACAUGAAUUGCAUUAUAAAUAAAUUCAUACAUCACUGAAUUUUACUUCUUUUAAAGCAAUUUGUAAAAUUUAUUUUUUACAAACUACAUAUUGUUAAUUCAGUUAGAAUAUCAUUUUGUUCGCUAACUUGUAAUAUAGGACCUUGAAAUAAAUAAUGUAGGUUGUUUCUGAUAAAAAAAUUUAUAUAUAUGUAUCAUUCUUUUGUUUACACAACCUGAAUUUUCUUUACUUGUAACCAUACAAGUUAAACAUAAAAUUUAGUUUGUAUUUUAUUGGAAGUGUUUCAAUUUUUGUAAUGUGGUACUUUUAAAAAUUAAAUGUUCUUUUGUUAUAAAGUAAGGUUUCAUUUAUGAUUAAAUGCUCUUAAUACCUCAAUAAUUGGUUGUGAAAGUUUAUCAUCAGUCACAUAAAGCUAUGAUAGUCCCAAAGAAAUUGCAACUAUCAUCUCUUCUUAAAUUGUCAUUUUAAACAAUAGCACUUUUGGUGAAAUAAAGGUUUUUAUAUUUUCA